Molecule: messenger RNA, 699 nt
Organism: Tigriopus californicus
Lineage: Eukaryota; Metazoa; Arthropoda; Copepoda; Harpacticoida; Harpacticidae
Product: lipopolysaccharide-induced tumor necrosis factor-alpha factor homolog
Exons: 4
Coding region: 165-593 (142 amino acids)
Molecular function (GO): zinc ion binding
Source: RefSeq, a predicted model, not a curated record
UGUGCCAAGUAAUCGUUCAUAGAGCAAGAAUUUUUCAUCUGCCAUGAACACGGUGAUUUUGGAAGGUUCCAGUUAAAAUGUAAACGCUCCCGCCUUCAAGAUCCAGCGGAGGCUUCUUCCAUAUCUAGAGAGCCACUUGCUAGAUUUUGUACAAUUCCCUUAUCAUGUCCAAGAACGAACACCACUCUUCAGGUGGAUUUGUCCAACCUCAGGACCAAGAAAAGCAAGGCUACAAUGCGGCUUACCCUCCCUUGCCUCCAAGUUAUGAGGAAUCAAAUCAUGGAGGUUACACCUACUCCUCAAACGCCCCGCCCCCUGCCCAAGAGGCUCAGCAGAUUGUGGUGCCCCUUCAAUUGGGAGAUGAGCCUGCCAAAUUAAAGUGUCCUCAAUGCCAUCAAAUGAUCAAGACCCGCGUAACUUCCAGUUCAGGACUUGGUGCUUGGUUGGCUUGUGCAGGGUGCGCCAUCUUUGGACUUGUUUUUGGAUGCUGCUUGAUUCCAUUCUGUAUUGAUUCAAUGAAGGUGUACAACCAUUAUUGCCCCUCGUGUAAUACCUACCUAGGACGAUUCAAAGGCUCGGCUUCCAUGUCGUAGGCAGGAGGUCCCGUGCUAAUUGUGCAUUGUCAGGUCCGCUAAAUUCAUUUUGUGUCGCAUUUGUUUGAAUUUCUCUGUAAAUAAAUUGUGAUUUUAAUGCUAAGUG